Molecule: messenger RNA, 729 nt
Organism: Strongylus vulgaris
Lineage: Eukaryota; Metazoa; Nematoda; Chromadorea; Rhabditida; Strongylidae
Source: the annotation of a GenBank genome assembly
AUGGAAGAAAAUCAGCUAGCUGCUACGGUGGUCUUUUGCAUUUCCUUUAUUGGUACCGUAGCGAAUACGAUAAUUGCGACAAAAUCACAAACACUUCCAACAAUGCGGAAUUCGUUCGGUCUGUUAAUGACGAGUCAAUCAAUUGGCGACGCAGUUUUUUGUGCAAUAUUUGCUUUUUUUUACUCACCUAUGGUAUUUUUCAACAAUGAUGUCCUUAAAGGGGUCUCAAAUCACUUUAGCAUGGUUCAAAUAAUGUGCUACGAUAACUGCUUAUAUUGUCAUUUGUUUGUCGCACUUAAUCGAAUGUGCGCCAUAUGUUUACCCUGGAAAUAUGAAAGGUAUUUUAGUCGUUCUAAUACCAAAUGGUUGAUUAUAUUUUCAUGGGUUAUAUCCAUAACACGAUGUCUCAUUUCAUAUGGCUACAGUAAGUUUUAUCCUCUCCAUUGCGAUUUACUCUACGAUGAGAGGAUCUGGGCUUAUUCCUUCACACUGACAGAGCUUCGCCAGGCAGGAGUGUUUUCCAUGGAUUCACGUCGCAAGAAAGAAAUUAACUUCCUUAGACAAGCUGUUCUUCAGGGGAUAAUACUUGCUAUGGAACUCUUUAGUUACUUCCACUUAGCAUCGCAUUUUGAAAAUCCAUGGGCUGUUUUUGCUUGCACUACAGUAGCGUGGAUUCUAGUGCAUUGCACGGAUGCGUGGGUCCAUACGAUAUGGUUUCAUCCGAAUUAA